Passer montanus (Eurasian tree sparrow) is the source of this 3447-nucleotide messenger RNA. Its product is annotated as protocadherin alpha-5-like. Bases 592 to 3447 code for a protein of 951 amino acids. Gene Ontology annotation, cellular component: plasma membrane. NCBI's taxonomy places the organism in Eukaryota, Metazoa, Chordata, Aves, Passeriformes, Passeridae. Gene Ontology annotation, biological process: homophilic cell-cell adhesion. The transcript is spliced from 3 exons. The record is from RefSeq and is a predicted model, not a curated record. Gene Ontology annotation, molecular function: calcium ion binding.
AACAUGCUAUAAAAUAAUGCCACAAGGAGAUAAUUGGGAAUGGAAGAUGACAAAAAGGAGAAAUUUAAAACAGUAUUACGCACGGACGUUGCCUCAAAGUGUUGGCCGGAGGUAAUUGCCAACACCCUCUGCCUCGGUUAGAAUUCUGCAUUCCAGCGCUGAUACCACGUAAUUAGAGUUGGUGGAUCCAAAUACUUUUGUUUGCAGUGUGGCUCCAGAGGCAACUGACGAGAUACCAGACGGGGUAAGAAGAGAGCAGCGGAAAAAGUCCAAAGGAUAAAAAAUAAAAGGAGCACUGUAAGAAGAGACGACAGAGGAGCCAGCCAUGACGGAGCGGAGGCAGAGGCGCUGUCGCUGUGGCGUGUGCGGCGGCGGAGCAGCGCACGGUGUCGCUGCAGGCUCAGGAACGGCUCGGUGCGGGCGGCUCCGCCCCGGUGCGGCGGAGAGCCCGGCUGUGAGCGCGGGGGGGCGGCGCGGGCCGGGCAGCAGAGCCGGUGCGUCCGGGCGGCGGCGGGGAGCCGUGCGGGGCCCGGGCCGGGGCCGGCAGCCACAGCGGCAAGAGCGGCGAGAGCGGCAGCGGCGGCAGGGAGGAUGGGCGAGCGGUGGUGUGCGGCGGUGCUGCGGGUGCUGGUGCUGCAGGCGCUGGCCUGGGCGCUGGCGGGCGGGCAGGUGCGCUACUCGGUGGCGGAGGAAGCCAAGGCCGGCACGGUGGUGGGCCGUCUGGCGCAGGACCUGGGCCUGGAGGCGGGCGAGGCGGAGGCGCGGCGGCUGCGGCUGGUGGCUCCGGGCCGGCGGGCGAGCGUGGAGGUGAGCGGGGCGAGCGGCGCGCUGCUGGUGAGCUCGCGGCUCGACCGGGAGGAGCUGUGCGGCAAGAGCGCGCCGUGCGCGCUGCGCCUGGAGGUGCUGCUGGAGCGGCCGCUGCGCGUCUUCCAUGUGCAGCUGGAGGUCACCGACAUCAACGACAAUGCCCCCGUCUUCCCCGCCGCCCGAAAGAACCUCAGCAUCGCGGAACUGACCACUCUGCCGGGGUCUCGUUUUCCGCUGGAGGGCGCGUCGGAUGAGGAUAUCGGAGUGAAUGCGCAGCUCUCCUACACACUCAGCCCCAGCGAGCAUUUUAGAAUAGAGGAAGAAAGCAGUAACUCUCGCACUAAGUCCCUGUAUCUGGUACUCACGAAAGCUCUGGACCGCGAGACGAUUCCCGUGCACCGGUUGGUGCUGACGGCGAGUGACGGGGGCCGGCCGUCUUUGACGGGGACCAUGGAGCUGGUGAUCUCGGUGCUGGAUGCGAACGACAACGCGCCCCAGUUCAACCAGUCUGUGUAUAAUGUACAUUUGUCUGAGGACGCCAUACAAGGCACGCUCGUGGCGCAGAUGAAUGCCACGGACCUGGAUGAAGGAAGUAACAGAGAUGUGAAAUAUGAAAUCGAUACAGUUGUUCCUCCCUCUGGCUCAGAUUUGUUCAGCAUUGAUGCGAACACAGGGGAGAUCAGACUGAAGGGCGCGCUGGACUUCGAGGUGGUUAACUUAUACGACCUAAAUAUUAGGGCGACAGACAAGGGGACACCUCCACUGUCGGGUCACUGCAAGGUGGUGCUGGAGGUGCUGGACGUGAACGACAACACGCCGGAGGUGUGGGUGACGUCGCUGUCGGUGCCGGUGGCAGAGGACGCGUCGGUGGGGACGGUGGUGGCCCUGCUGAGCGUGUUGGACCGGGACUCGGGGGAGAACGGGCGCGUGCGGUGCUGGGUGUGGCCGGCGUCGCCGUUCGGUCUGGAGGCGACGUUCGCGGGCUCGUACUCGCUGGUGCUGCGCGAGGCGCUGGACCGGGAGCGGGUGUCGGAGUACGAGGUGGAGGUGCGUGCGGAGGACGGCGGGGCGCCGGCGCUGCGCGCCAGCCGCGGGCUGCGGGUGCCGGUGUCGGACGUGAACGACAACGCGCCCGCCUUCGCGCAGGCCGUGUACACGGUGCUGGCGCGGGAGAACAACGCGGCGGGCGCGGAGCUGGCGCGGCUGUGGGCGCGGGACCCGGACGAGGCGGGCAACGGGCGCGUCAGCUACUCGCUGUGGGAGGGCGGCGGCGGCGGGGCCGCGGGGUCGUCGUCGUCGUGGUCGGGCGGCGGGUGGCGUCCGGCGUCGAGCUACGUGUCGGUGGACGCGGAGAGCGGGCGCCUGUGGGCGCUGCAGCCCUUGGACUACGAGGAGCUGCAGGUGCUGCAGUUCGAGGUGCGCGCGGUGGACGCGGGGGAGCCGCCGCUGAGCGGCAACGCCACGGUGCAGCUCUUCGUGCUGGACGAGAACGACAACGCGCCGGCGCUGCUGCCGGCCGCGGGCUCGGCCCCGGAGGCGGGAGCCGUGGCGGCCGAGACGGCGGCGGCGGGCGUGGGGGCGGGCUCGGGGUCGGGCACGCUGUGGGCGUGGGCGGCGUGGGGGGCGCCGGCGGGGCAGGUGGUGGCCAAGAUCCGCGCCGUGGACGCCGACUCGGGCUACAACGCGUGGCUGCGCUACGAGCUGUGGGCGCCGCGGGGCAAGGGCCUGUUCCGCGUGGGGCUCUACAGCUGCGAGGGGAGCGAAUGCUCUUUAGACCGCGAGACGAUUCCCGUGCACCGGUUGGUGCUGACAGCGAGUGACGGGGGCCGGCCGUCUCUGACGGGCACCAUGGAGCUGGUGAUCUCGGUGGUGGAUGCGAAUGACAACGCGCCCCAGUUCAACCAGUCGGUGUAUAAAGUGCAGCUGCUGGAGAGCGCUGCAGUGGGGACACUGGUUACGAGGGUAAAUGCCACGGAUGCGGACGAGGGAAUUAACAGUGAAGUGACCUAUGCCGUGACGAACUUCAUUCCCCCGAGUGGAAAAGAUGUGAUUUCCAUUAAUCCGAACUUCGUAGCACGUGUGAAUGCCACAGAUCCAGACGAAGGAAGCAAUAAACAGUUUUCUUACAACAUCUUGAGUUCAACUCCUAUCGGUAAUAAAGAACUCUUCACCAUUGACACCAAGACUGGCGACAUCAGACUAAAGGGUACGUUGGACUUCGAAGGCGUUAGUUUACAUGAAUUGCAAAUCGAAGCCACAGAUAAAGGGACACCCCCGCUGUCGGGCCACUGCAGCGUGGAGCUGAAGGUGCUGGACGUGAACGACAACGCGCCCGAGGUGUGGGUGACGUCGCUGUCGGUGCCGGUGGCGGAGGACGCGUCGGUGGGGACGGUGGUGGCCCUGCUGAGCGUGUCGGACCGGGACUCGGGGGAGAACGGGCGCGUGCGGUGCUGGGUGUGGCCGGCAUUUCUUGCUCUGUCCCCUCUCCCCCGCCUCCCGGACAGUGUCUGCCUGGAGCCGAGCUCCGCCCUCGCGGUGCCGGGGCGUUCCGUGUUUCAUGGUCCUUUAUCCUGUGAGUGCUGGUUGUAUUACCCCUCGUCUUCAGUGGCUGUAGUGCUUUACAUCGCAGCAGGUUUUUGA